CCGAGCACCACCGCUUGCGCCCAUCAUCCCAGGAUCGCUUCACUUGGGGCCCCCAUCAUGUCCAAUCAUCAUGAGAAUCCUGUGUAUACCUCUGAUUCCUAUUACGGCAAUGCGCCGCCCACCACACGCGUUCCCCUGCCCUCGUACCCCUCCCAGCAGAUAAACGCCCAACAAUAUCACCAGCCUCCUCAGCACGUCCAGCACGUUGAACCAGUGCAACAACUCCCACAAUUCCAACACUCCCAAAUCCAGCAGCAGGCUUAUGCUUCGCGCUCUCAGUCGUCGCAGUCCAAUCCCCAGCAGCAACAGUAUGGAGUUCAAGGACAAGGCCAACUUGAUCAACAACAACAACCACAGCAACCACAGUCAGAGCAGCAGCAGCAGCAGCAGCAACAACAACAACAUCAACAUCAACAACAUCAACAGCAACAACAAGAAUCCCAAGAACGGCAGGCCCCGGAGGAGCCUUCAGAGGACAGGCCUGCCAAGAAGAAGCAGAGGAUCACCCGGGCGUGUGAUGCCUGCCAUGGCCGCCGUCAAAAGUGCCAGGGCUUCCAGCCAUGCGCAAACUGCAUCAAGAAAGGCGUAGAGUGCACCUACAACAACCCUUACUACCGAGGCCGCGCAAGGACUCCUCCUCCACCUCCCAAUGAUCCCAACACCCGCAACUUUGCCCGUACUACAGACAUCCGCGGAAAGGAGAUACGCGAGCGGAGCUGGGUCAAGCGAGCCUGCGACAUCUGUCGGGAUGGACGCCAUCCCUGUUCAGGCACUCUACCGUGCGAUAGAUGCUUCACCAUGAGGCAGGAGUGCACCUACAAGAAACGCAACAGUCGCAACCGAUACGAAGAUCUUCCGAACCCGGAACUGAGAGGUCCCUAUCACAAGCCCGCACUGGUUGAUGCUGUCUUGGGGCCUGACGAUCUGCCACAGCCUGUCCAAGGACCUGGAAAUGAUGAGGGUGAUGCCGAGGGACAGGCUAUGAGAGACGAUAUUGCGCGCCACGGCGGCCCUGAACAGGACUACCUGAGCCUCAAGCUUGAUCGCCGCUACGGAGAGGAUGACACUCCACCUCUUGUCUUUCUUCAUGCGGCGUGGAAGAAACUUGCCCAGGUGCAGCGUACUUCUCAGCUUCCUCUUGAUCAGCCCUGGGACCGUUCGACAACCGUUCGGUUUCCAUCCAAUCGGCAGAGGUGGUACCAACAGCAGGACCACUUCUUCAGGAGCUGGAACGGCACCUUUCAUUUCCUCCAUCGUCAUACCGUACGGAACUGGCUGGAACAAGUUGAAAAGAAUUAUGUGGCUCGUCAGGAGUUGUGGCAUGGUGUAGGCCAUGCCCGUGCCGCUGUUGCCCUUAUGACCAUGGCUCUUGGCUCGCUCUUCAGGGAUGCUCCAAAGUCGUGGGUUCGCAUGAACAAAAAAACCGGCAAGGCGAUGAAGAGCAGGAAAAUGCCUCCUCCAGACGACUAUAUCUGGUCCCUCGAAUACGGCGAUUCGUUGCUAAACACCGCCCUAAAUCUCACAGAUGCCGAGAAAGGCGAUCCGAGGUUAGACUCUGUCCAAGCUCGCCUCUUGCAGGACUUGUACCUCUUGAGCACAUGCCGCCUGAACAAAGCUUGGUACACCUUUGGCAAUACCCUUCAGAUGAUCACGAGCCUCGGUCUUCAUCGGCGUGUGGGCAGAAACCGUGGACUUGGUCGCGACAUUACCAAAAGACCGGACUAUGCCAAACUCCAGUGCGAGAGGCGGACAUUCUGGACGGGUUACAUUAUCGACAAACAACUCAGCAUGGUCUUUGGACGACCCAGCCACUUCCGUGACGAUUUCAUCAAUCAGGAGCUUCCAGACGCUGUCAACGACGAGGACAUGGGGCCCACUGGCCCUGUUCGGGCACACAAGGGGGAUUGCUACAUGGAAGCACUGGUCUCCCAUGCCAAAUUGAACAAGCUCAUCGACAAGCUCCUCCACCAAGUAUACUCGCUUCGAGAGAUCCCCGACCAGCAAAGGAUCGAUAGCGCUCUACGCAUCGGCAAAGAGGUUCAGCAGUGGAGGGACGAGCUGCCAUAUCUCCUCAGGAAUCUUAAGCCCACCUUGCUGCUUCCCCUUUUCCAGAGGCAGAUGGUUUUCAUCCGGAUAGCACACUGUCAUGCCACCAUGCUUGCCUACCGGCCCUUCCUCACCACGCCCUACCCUCAAUCAGGCGAACUGAAAGAAACCACUGACUACGCCAUCCGCGAGUGCGUCGACGCGGCACGAAUCAGCCUCAGUGUCGUCACCGGUCUUGGUCGCACAGAGGACAACGCGCAAUUCGUGACGCUCUGGUACCCCCACCAGGUCGCCUACUGCGCCGCCGUCGUCUUGAUCAUCCUCCCGCACAUUCGCGAGCGCCAGAAAUUGUUUGGUGGUCCUCACUACCGCGGCCAUGAAGUGAUGGAUGGCAAGUUGCACAAGCUGGUGGAAAGAGGCAUCAAGAUGUUGGCGUCGGAUACCAGUCCCUAUUCGCCCGCGCGCAAGUGGGCCAUUAUACUGGAGGAGCUGAAAAGGGAGGUGACGCGCCAGACAGGUCAUGUCUUCCCAAGUCUGGCGAGCGGUGCUAACAAGAAGGCUGCUAAUGAAGAUACCCCAGCGGAUGGGGAGGAGAAUGGGGAGGAGGAGGAGGAGGAUGAGGAGGCUGAGAAUGAAGUUGAAGAGGCUGAUGGCGUGUCGCCGGAUGAUCAGUUGCUGGAGGAUGCCCUUCGCGCUCAUUGGGCGGCAGAAAUGGUUGGAUCGGUGCAAGAUCAAGUUGCAGAUCAGGAGGGGGAGGCCACGACGCCUGGUUUCACGAGGAGGCUUUGGGAUAACUGGACGUUUACGGAUUGGGCGGAUCUUGACUCUGCAGCCUUUGGACCUAUUGCCGACUUUGCUGAAGAUUCAGCUCCAGCUCCUGCCCCUGCUCCUGCUCCGGUCCCAACUCCAGGUUUAACUCCCGUGUCAGCUCCGGCUACGGCUCCGGCUCCGGCUCCCGUUACAGGUCCCGCCCCAGCGCCGGUGUCGGCUCAUGCUCAAGUUUCUGCGGUUUUCGCACCCGUUUAAGACCUGUCCAAAACUCCAUAUCCAUGCAUGCCGUACAAUUCCCCAUCCUGAUACAAUUCUUGCAAUGAUGCGUUCUUGUCCGUCCAUGUCCGGCCCACUGUUCCUCAUCGACUGUUCGCGCUUCCAGACCUUGGUGAGGGAGACCCAUAAGAUGAUUGCGCCAGCGCAUUUACUUUGGCCUCCAAGGUAUUAAUCCGACCCUUUAUCCCGUCGAGGCCGGAGUUGUUCAUUAACCUCUCUGUGACGGUGGGGUCACUUUGGAGAUAUGUCUCGAGGCGAUAUGAGCUUUCUGAUGAUUUACUACAGCCUAUAUGUCAGUGUGAUCCUUGGAAUAAUUUGAAAUGGUCAGUACCACUUACUUGGCCUUUGAGGGCUUUGAAGUAGGAACCUCGAUCAGUGUCAUUUUGUAUGUGGAUUUCUGAGGGCGGAGCGGAGCAACUGUGUUCUUGUUGGAAAUUUCGGUUUUGAAUGGAGAACAUCUUGAAAUCCUGCUCCGGGGGGAAGUUUUAACCAUUUAUCCUCCACGAAAGUGGCUAUUUGAGAGGCCAGGGACAGGAGGCCAGGGACAGCAAAAGAUGCGAGAGAGGCCUCGACUUUGCGGUUGGGCAUUGUCCUCCACAACGUGAGGAUUGAAAUCGCCAAAUUCAGCCCGGGAGGCUCACCUGGGAGGCACUUGGUUAUUCGGAAUUGAUCAUGGCGACGGCAGCAAGGGUACCUCUAUAUCCCAAUCAUGGCCUUUUUGCUCAUCGUGUAUAGCCGGCCCUCAUCGUUGUCAACGUUCACAACACAACACUCGCCGAUUCUGCACCUCUUCGUCGCAAUUGAGCCGCUCUUGGUGGAAUUUCAAACGCGUCAUCUGCCUCAGAGAAACAACAUCAUUGAUGACAACUCACUGUAAGAUUCGUCGGCCGGCCCGAUGCCGGGAUAAGGUGUGGACAAAAGGGCCAAUUGGAUGUUAUACCCCUUUUCCACAGCCUUGUCUACUGCAUGUGAGUCUCGAUUACCUCUCCCAGCAUGGAUAAAGGGACUCUCCGCAAUUGAGCAAUUAUGUUAUGCACGAGGUCACCACAAUAUGCCGGCUGCAUGCCGGGAGACCAGGCCAAGCCAACAAUCUUCAGCGGGCAUUGGUGUUAACCCUCUUUCGGCAUGUCAUGCGGAACCUACCUUUACUACCCUCCUACCUUCGGAGUAUCCCGCCGCCGCC
This is a messenger RNA of Neurospora crassa OR74A, 4276 nucleotides long. RefSeq names its product fungal specific transcription factor (gene col-24). Bases 58 to 3072 code for a protein of 1004 amino acids. Gene Ontology annotation, cellular component: nucleus. Gene Ontology annotation, molecular function: zinc ion binding; sequence-specific DNA binding; DNA-binding transcription factor activity, RNA polymerase II-specific. The transcript is spliced from 2 exons. Lineage: Eukaryota; Fungi; Ascomycota; Sordariomycetes; Sordariales; Sordariaceae. The record is from RefSeq and is a predicted model, not a curated record. Gene Ontology annotation, biological process: DNA-templated transcription; positive regulation of transcription by RNA polymerase II.